AUGCACACUGUUAUACAUUUAAAUUAUAGGGAUUCUGUUGAACAAUUGUGGGUAAGUUUCAAAGUAAAUAAUCGUAAAUUUUCUUUUGGAAAUCUAUACCGACCUCCAGAUAAAAGUGUAAGUAGUUUUUUAAUAGAUUUUGGGGUAAUUUUAGCCGAUAUUUAUACACAAUUUGAUGAAAUUAUUUGUGGUGGUGACGUGAUCAUUGAAUUUUUAGAUAGUACUUGUAAUAUUGUAAUAAAAUUUAAUAAUUGCACCGAUUUAUUUCAUAUGCAGCAAAUCAUAAAUGAACCUACAAGAAUUACAGCAACGAUUGAAAGCCUCAUUGACAAUAUAUUAAUCUCAAAUCAAUAUACAUCUUACAGCCACGGUAAUAAGGAAAUAUAUACAUCAUCAAAUCACCAACUUGUUUAUUGUAUAUUAGAUUUUCAAAGUGAUGGAGGUGACGAAAUAAUUCAUACUAGAAAUCUAAAAGGUGUUGACAAACAUUUUUUGUAUGCUACCCCCUUUGAAGAAAUUUUUCAUAUGCAGGACAUUAAUGAUAAAGUUUCGUAUUUUAAUCAUUUAUUAACUGGUCUAUUUGAUACAAUCGCACCCGUAAGAGGAAUGAGGCUAAAAAAAACCUAA
This is a messenger RNA of Psylliodes chrysocephalus, 627 nucleotides long. The record is from the annotation of a GenBank genome assembly. Lineage: Eukaryota; Metazoa; Arthropoda; Insecta; Coleoptera; Chrysomelidae.